AUGAUACUGGAUACCAAAACAGCCUCCCCAGCUGAACAGUCACCACCAGACCUGCCUCACGACACAGAAGCAGAUGCCGGCCUCUUCGACCCGGAGACAGGCGUCAAACGCGGCCUCAAAACCCGGCACCUCACAAUGAUGUCGCUAGCGGGUAUCAUCGGACCCGGACUCCUAGUUGGCGCCGGAGGAGCCCUCAGCAACGGCGGCCCUGCCUCUCUACUCAUCGGAUUCGGCAUCAUUGGUAUAAUUGCAUUCAGCAUCAUGCAAUCCCUGGGAGAACUCACAACUCUAUACCCUUCUGGAGGCGCUUUCACACACCUAGGCGAAAGGUUUGUAGAUAAAGCUUUUGGUGUUGCUGUAGGUUGGAAUUACUUUAUCAUCUGGGUUGCCGUGUUGGCGAAUGAGUAUAAUACCGUUUGCAGCAUUUUUACGUUUUGGGGCCCCCAAGUACCGCUUUGGGGUUACUUUUUAAUCUUCUGGUUUUUCUUUUUGGGCUUCCAACUUCUGGGGGUUNNGGAAGUCUUUGGAGAGGCGGAGUUUUGGCUGGCAGUGUUGAAGUUGGCUGGACUGGCUGCAUUUUUCAUCUUUGCGAUUGUGUAUGCUGCUGGUGGAUUGGUGGGUCAGGAGGAGCCACUAGGCUUUCGCUACUAUCACAACCCUGGGGCCUUUGUGGAUGGGUUUAGGGGUGUGGCCACGGUGUUCGUGUUUUGCAGCACCUUUUAUGCUGGCAUCGAGUCUGUUGCUGUUGCGGCCACGGAAACCAGGAAUCCGGGUGCUGCUGUUCCUCUGGCCAUUCGACAGGUUUUCAUCCGCAUCCUUUUCGUCUACAUGGGUUCUGCAUUNUUNUUUGGACUGGUGUGUCCAGCAAACGCAGAUGGACUUGCCAACGGCAGCAGCAGAGCACUGAAAUCGCCCAUGACGGUUGCUAUCCAAAAUGCAGGUUGGAAUGGCGGUGUCCAUCUCAUCAACGCAUUUAUCUUUGUCACUUGUCUGUCGGCUACAAAUGCUUCCAUCUACAUUGGUUCCAGAACUAUCUUGUUUAUGGCCAAAGAUGGCAAAGCACCGCGCUUCCUGGGCUGGACAGAUUCUCGCGGCGUCCCCAUCGCUGCUAUCGUUUUUACAAACCUCUUUGGAGCAAUCUCCAUGAUGAAUGUCAGCACUGGCGCCGGAAAAGCUUACAACUAUAUCGUCAAUCUCUCUGGUGUUUCCACUUUUCUGGUCUGGGGCAGUAUAUCCUUCAUCCACAUCCGCUUCCGCCGCGCCUGGUCCGCCCAAGGCCGCUCUCCCAACGACCUCCCCUUCCGAUCUCUGUUUUACCCAUGGAAUGCCUAUUUCGGCCUCUUUGCCAACAUUUUCCUUGCGUUAGUGCAAGGGUGGGGUAAUUUUGUGCCGUUUGACGCAGCAGGGUUUGUGGAUGCGUAUAUUUUGAUCCCGCUGUUUCCGAUUAUCUAUGUGGUGUAUAAAUACUGGAACAAGACGAGGUUCCAUAGAUUGCAAGAGAUUGAUUUGGAUGUUGGGAGGAGNGGGGAUGUGGAUGCUGCAAAGCAGGCGACUAGACUUGUUCCUGAUGAAGCGUUGACGCCGAAAGUCAAGGGAGGAAAGUUGGGGACAAUGUGGAAGAGUGUUUGA
Molecule: messenger RNA, 1629 nt
Organism: Aureobasidium vineae
Lineage: Eukaryota; Fungi; Ascomycota; Dothideomycetes; Dothideales; Saccotheciaceae
Source: the annotation of a GenBank genome assembly